Acanthocheilonema viteae is the source of this 399-nucleotide messenger RNA. Lineage: Eukaryota; Metazoa; Nematoda; Chromadorea; Rhabditida; Onchocercidae. The record is from the annotation of a GenBank genome assembly.
AUGCAUUUGGCAUUGACUUUGGCUCUUGGCGUUUUAUUCAUCAUCCAUGUUCAAUCGAAUGAAUGUGACGUGCAUAUUGAUGCACUUAUCACUUACUUUCAUGACGCAGCCGGACACAUCAAAGAAGAUCCCGCCUUAUACACUCUUUUUUCCGAUGUAGCUAAAAAGGUGACAGAAAUUAAGAGAGAGAAGGAAAAAUUGAAAAAUCAAAAAUCAGAGUGUCAUCAGGUUUACGAGAUGAUGAAAGAUGUACUGCAGAAAGUGGAAUCAAAUAAAGAGAAAUUGAGAGAAACUAAAGCUUACCAAGAAAAUUCUAAUGCUUCUGACAAAAUCGAUCGUUUGAUUAAAUUUAUGGAGAAAAUAGAAAACCAUCCGAAGUUGCCCGGAUCGAUUGACUAA